UCCUUUCCUCUCUUCAUCCAUCGCGCCCUCAUUUAUCCUUUGUGCGCUACUAAAACCAUCCACAUCUCGCCUUGGCAGGGGGUUUGGUAGCUAGCGCUUCCUCGCAUCUUGCUCAUCUACCGCACUGGGAUCUCCCUGUUCGCAUUCGUUUCUUCUCUGCGGUUGUGGGAGCAUUUCCAGGAACCGGCCACUCAGCUGCGCGCAAUUAUACGAGGCUGUUCAACCGAUAUUCUCACCCGUUACUCUACCUCUGUCAAUCGUUCAGUCGCUUGAAUCACUGCAUUCUAGUCCACCCACCGCGCGAUCAAUUCGCCCACCCUCUUCUUGCCUAUGCGAUAGAAAAAGGCUAUGUCUCUACCUCAGCGUCCGGGGAAAGCCUCCCCGCGACGAGAAGAUACCUACUCCUCUUUUCGAGAGUCCUCCCGCCGACGGCAUCGCACCCACGAGAGCGGCCGCUACCAUGAUUCAUCGGCCGAAUCCCCAUCAGGGCACCGGCACCAUCGCCAUCACCGCUCACGCAGCUCCCGAAGACGCGACGACGUGGACGAAGAGAGGGGAGAAGUGGGCGCAGAAUCAAGACACAAGAAGACUCUAUCGAAGCCGGAACGCAGUCGGGUCGACCAUAACCAUCCGCACUAUCAUUAUCGCCAGAAAUCUCAGAAUAUGCCCACGCAGCCAUCGACGACCGGGGAUGAGCCCCUAAUGGGAGCAGACGGGGAGGCGGAGACAAACAGCUCGCAGAGCAUGGACUACAAAGGAAAGGAUAGGGUGUAUGUGACGGAGGGAAAUAUCAACCAGCCCCUAGAACGCCUUCCAAAUCGACGUCGCAUCAAGAAACGGCGAUCAUCACGCAAGAUUACCCGAAGAGCAGCGGCAGCGGAGAGGAAGCGCCAGGAGGCCUUGGAACAAGUUCGGCCACCCAGCCCGUGGACAACAUACUGCGCGAUUAUUACCUUCUGGGCUCCCGACUUCAUCUUGAAGUGCUUUGGAAUGCCCAAGAAAGCCCAGCGGAGUGCCUGGCGAGAGAAGAUUGGCCUCAUCAGUCUCAUUCUACUCGUCGGAGCAUUCGUUGGUUUUCUGACGUUUGGAUUCACAGCGACCGUGUGCGGAACCCCUCCCACACGCCUGAGGAUUAAUGAGGUCAGUAGCAACUACAUGAUCUUCCACGGCAAGGCCUACGAUCUAUCCCACUCCACUCACCCGGCCGCUGCUGGUAUCCCUGCCGGUUCCAAUGUCCUCUGGGAUCUGCCCCACAAGUACGGAGGACAGGACGGAAGUUUCUUCUUCCAAGAAGUCAAUGGGGCGUGCAAGAAUCUAAUCACCCUUGCCGACGGAUCGGAUGUGCCUACCAAUUCAGCCGGCGACCUCGCCUGGUACUUUCCCUGUCACGCUUUCAAUCAAGAUGGGUCGUCCAAGCCGAACAAGACGGUGGAUUACUACCUUGGCUGGGCCUGUCAUACGUCGGGGACGGCUCGGAAAGCCUUUUAUAACUUGAACAGCGCCGGAGACGUGUACUUCACGUGGGAUGACACCAAAAAUACGAGCCGAAACCUUGCCGUUUACGAUGGCGACGUACUCGAUCUGGAUCUUUUGGAAUGGUUCAACGCAUCUCAGGUGAACUGGCCAUCAAAAUUCGAUGAGCUUCGCGAGAAUUCCAAGGUCCGUGGGGUCGACCUCACGUACUAUCUGCAAACGGGCCAGGAAAAGAGGAUCGGCCAGUGUCUGUCGCAGAUCAUCAAGGUCGGCAGUAUAGACACUGAUACGGUUGGAUGUAUCGCAUCAAAGGUCGUCCUAUACGUCUCGUUGAUUUUCAUCUUGUCCAUCGUUGUGGUAAAGUUCAUUUUCGCUCUGCUCUUCCAGUGGUUUAUCUCCGCUCGCUACGCUGCACCCAGGACCAGUAUGGGCUCCGACUCCAAGACACGGAACCAGCAAAUCGAGGACUGGGCCAACGAUAUUUAUCGACCUGGUCCGCGCAUGACGGAUUACAGUAUGGUGGAAAGGGGCACCAAACGGGCAAGCUUCCUGCCGACUACCUCUCGCUUCUCCAGCCCGUACACUGUGAGCAACGGAGGCAAGCAGAAACAUCAGUACGUCACGAUGGCGAGCCAAAAUUCAACAACACGCCUAGUGCCAGGUGCCACCAACUCGAUGUACAAGCAAAGCCACAACAGUAGCGGGGGGAGCAUCGGGCCCGAUGGCUCACGCCACAAUGGAUCAGCCAGUCGAUCAAGUCUGGCCCUUCCCGGACAGGACUCACGGUACUCAACUGCCAUGCUCGAAUCAGAAGCUCCGGGGAUGGGCGGGUAUGUCCACGAGGGUGUGAUCCCGCAGCCACCGCCGGAAUGGCAACCCUACGGGUUUCCUCUCGCCCACUCACUCUGCCUGGUAACCUGUUACUCGGAAGGUGAAGAGGGCAUCCGCACUACAUUGGACUCCAUCGCCAUGACCGAUUAUCCGAACAGCCAUAAGACUAUCCUCGUGAUCUGCGAUGGAAUGAUCAAAGGAAAGGGUGAGGAGUUCUCCACCCCAGAGAUUGUCCUAGGAAUGAUGAAAGAUCCCAUCAUCCCCAAGGAUGAAGUGAAGUCAUUCUCAUAUGUUGCCGUUGCCACCGGGUCGAAGCGUCACAACAUGGCAAAGGUGUAUGCCGGGUUUUAUGAUUACGGCGUGGACUCCGUUAUUUCAGAGGAAAAACAGCAGCGCGUCCCGAUGAUGGUUAUUGUAAAAAGCGGCACUCCAUCCGAAGCAAACAAGUCAAAGCCGGGAAAUCGGGGCAAGCGAGACAGUCAGAUCAUUCUGAUGUCCUUCCUCCAAAAGGUCAUGUUCGACGAACGGAUGACAGAACUUGAAUACGAAAUGUUCAACGGCUUAUGGCAGGUGACCGGCAUCUCUCCUGAUUUCUAUGAAGUCAUUCUCAUGGUCGAUGCCGACACCAAGGUGUUCCCCGACAGUUUGACCCAUAUGAUUGCUGCGAUGGUCAAGGAUCCGGAGGUAAUGGGACUGUGUGGUGAAACGAAGAUUGCCAACAAGACAGACAGCUGGGUGACGAUGAUCCAAGUGUUUGAGUAUUUCAUCUCGCAUCAUCAAGCCAAGGCCUUUGAAUCGGUGUUUGGUGGUGUUACGUGUCUUCCCGGGUGCUUCUCGAUGUAUCGGAUCAAAGCACCAAAGGGUGGUCAGAACUAUUGGGUUCCGAUUCUGGCGAGUCCUGAUGUGGUGGAGCAUUACUCGGAGAAUGUGGUCGAUACGCUGCACAAGAAGAAUUUGCUUCUGCUAGGUGAAGAUCGGUAUUUAUCGACACUGAUGCUACGUACCUUUCCCAAGCGAAAGCAGAUUUUUGUGCCCCAGGCUGUCUGCAAGACGCAGGUGCCGGACAAAUUCAUGGUUCUACUCUCACAGCGACGACGCUGGAUCAACAGUACCGUGCACAACUUGAUGGAGCUGGUCCUGGUACGAGACUUGUGCGGGACAUUUUGCUUCAGUAUGCAGUUCUGCAUCUUCAUUGAGUUGAUUGGCACGCUCGUGCUUCCGGCAGCCAUUGCUUUUACCUUUUACGUGGUCAUAAACUCGAUCGUGCACAGGCCAGUACAAGUGAUUCCGCUGGUACUGCUUGCUCUGAUCCUGGGAUUGCCGGGAGUGUUGAUUGUGGUAACGGCGCACAAGUUUGUGUAUGUGCUGUGGAUGUUUAUAUAUUUGCUAUCCUUGCCAGUGUGGAACUUUGUACUACCAACGUACUCGUACUGGAAGUUUGACGACUUCAGCUGGGGCGACACGCGGCAGACGUCCGAAGGGAAGGACAAGGGGCACGAAGCAGGGGAAGGAGAGUUUGACAGCAGCAAGAUCACAAUGAAGCGGUGGCGAGACUUUGAAAAGGAUCGCCGACUGCGCAUGCAGAUGUCGGGCUGGGGCCAGGCUCCGGGGCCGGGAGGGUACUCAACCUAUCAAGACCCCUAUGGGGGGCAUUAACCAUUGUGGUUGAUUAUUUUGACUGUAUAUUUCGGAUGUUUGAUGAGUUACGACGGAUUGUACUAUUGUAAUUUUCUGUUUCUUUGCCGCCAGCUGGGGUCAG
This is a messenger RNA of Aspergillus piperis CBS 112811, 4063 nucleotides long. It is a transcript of the gene chsF, whose product is annotated as chitin synthase CHS3. Bases 349 to 3960 code for a protein of 1203 amino acids. Gene Ontology annotation, molecular function: chitin synthase activity. The record is from RefSeq and is a predicted model, not a curated record. Gene Ontology annotation, cellular component: cell septum; cell periphery. Lineage: Eukaryota; Fungi; Ascomycota; Eurotiomycetes; Eurotiales; Aspergillaceae. The transcript has 4 exons.